GGCAUGGACCUACCAUAACUCACUUUCAACAGACUCCUCUUGCUAGGGAAACUGAAAGAGCGGAGAAAUGGAUUCCGGUUUUGGAUAACAGAAGAAUUAAAUUGUGAAAUAAGACACAGAAACGACACCAGGCAGGCCUUGGUCAUUGUUAUUGUCUAUCGUGCUAUUUUAAUGGAGGCAUAGGAAAAAGGUCCAAAUUUUAACAGGAAUGUAGCUACGACCCAUAAAUCACGUUCACUUGAGGCUUGCAAAAGAAAUAGUAUUUGCGUUUUACUUCAGUUUUCAUCGCAUUUGUUAUUGUGAUACUGGGUACAAUCCUCCUCUAUGGAGCGACAGGACGGACAAACGGAAAACCCGACAGACUGACAAGAGUUGUGCGCCGCCUUGGCUUCUAUUAUUGACAGAAGAACCCGCUUUGACAAGGACCCAAAGCAACUGGGAUUCGAUGUUGCUGGCGUCCGCCGUAGUCGUGUGGGAAUGGCUAAACGAACAUGGGCGCUGGCGGCCUUACAGCCCGGUCGUGUCGCACCACAUCGAGGCGGUGAUUCGGAGCGACCCGCGAGGUGGCAGCGUCGUAUUAGGCCAAGUCGACAGCCGCCUCUCGCCUUACAUCAUAGACCUGCAUUCCAUGCAUCAGUUUAGGCAAGAUACAGGUACCCUCCGGCCGGUGCGGCGGAGUUUCUACGACCCGACCUCAGCUCCGGGGCAGGGCUGGCUGUGGGAGUGGGAGAAUGACGUGGGGUCCUGGACGGCCUACGACACGGAGGUGGGCAUCGCCAUCCAGGCGGCGAGGGACCGCCUGCAGCCCUGGCUGGACCUGUCCCCGCUCGGGUUCUGCUACCUCAUCGACUUCCAGUCCAUGACCCAGAUCAACGGGCAGACCCAGCGCCGGCGGCGCAUCCAGAGGCGCUCGGACCUGGCCUACCCGCUGGUGUCCGGGGCCCUGCCCAGGUCUCAGGCCUGGGGGGCCGCGGGGGGCGGCGCGGGCGGUCCGCUGGCCGUGGGUGUGUCCGGGAGCUCCGGCGGGAACGGCGGGGUGGGGUACCCCAGCGGCGCCCUGUCCCUGUCCUCCCUCGCUCCGCUGGGACAGUCCUGCACCUGCCAGCAGUGCAUGCUGGUCCUGAGCGUGAAGACCAGCACCAUGGCGCAAACGCUGGGCCGCAAGCCCCCCCAGGCCAGGCCGCCCAGCCCCAAGUCCACCCUCGGGCGCCGCUCGGCCUCCAGCCCCCCGAACUCCUACUCCUACACCCUCCCCCACCCGUCCCGGUCCGUCUCGCCCCGCAAGAGCCGCCCCAGCUUCAACCACUCCCUCUCCCUCCUGGGCCCGGCGUCCGCGGCCCUCUCCCGCCCGUCUCCCCGGCCCGCUCCCCCGUCGCUUCCUUCCACCCCUCCCCCGCCGGCCGCCUCGGCCGCGCCCGGCUCCGUCUCCUCCGCGCCCGCUGCCGCCUCCACGCCGCUGGUGCCCACCGCCACGCUCAUCACCGUGGCGACCUCCUCGCCCGCCGCCCCGGGCCCUCGCCCCGCCGCCCCCAUCCCGCCGCGUGCCAGCCUGGUGGGGCUCAGCCGGCCCGCCCUCCAGCGCAUCGCCAUGGCACAGUCGCGGGCCCUCAUCGCCUCCGGGGUCCCCACUGUACCAGUGAAGAACCUCAAUGGCUCCAGUCCUGUACACCCAGCACUUGCAGGUAUUACAGGCAUUCUCAUGAGUGCUGCGGCCCUACCUGUGUGUCUGACUCGGCCCCCCAAGCUGGUCCUGCACCCGCCGCCCGUCAGCAAGAGCGACAUCAAGCCCAUUCCUGGGCUGAGCCACUGCUGCCGCAAGACCAGCAAGAAGCAGGCCCGCAAAGGUAAAACUCCAGAGGAGGUAGUGAAGAAGUACCUGCAGAAAGUUCGGAGCCCCCCCGAGGAGGACUGUACUAUCUGUAUGGAGCCCCUGGGGGGCGCCUCUGGGUAUAGGGGCCCCGGGGUGGGUAGUAUUUCUCGGGGGGAGUCGGUGGGCCGCUUGUCUGCAUGCGGGCACGAGUACCAUCUGCAGUGCCUGGUUGCCAUGUACAACAAUGGGAACAAGGAUGGCAGCCUCCAGUGCCCCACCUGCAAGACCAUCUAUGGUGUGAAGACGGGCAACCAGCCUCCUGGCAAGAUGGAGUACCAUGUUAUCCCCCAUUCUCUCCCCGGCCACCCCGACUGCAAAACCAUCCGCAUCAUCUACAACAUCCCGCCUGGCAUUCAGGGCCCUGAGCACCCUAACCCUGGGAAGCCCUUCACAGCCAGAGGCUUUCCUCGGCACUGCUAUCUCCCGGACAGUGAGAAAGGACGCAAGGUGCUCCGGCUGCUCCUUGUGGCCUGGGACCGGAGGCUGGUCUUCUCAGUGGGCACGUCGAGCACCACGGGGGAGUCGGACACGGUCAUCUGGAACGAGGUGCACCACAAGACCGAGUUCGGCUCCAACCUGACGGGCCAUGGAUACCCGGACCCCGGCCACCUGGACAACGUUCUGGAGGAGCUACGGAUCCAGGGGAUCGCAGAGGACGAGAGUCUGCAGCGUGACUGAGGGGCAAGCAGGGGGGGGGGGUCUGCUGAGUGACUGACCACACAGACAGGAACUGACCGUGUGCAGGGAUGGUCAUUGCUUUUACAGCUGAGCGGUUUUUUUUUUUUUUUUUUUUUUUUUUUUUUUUUAAACACAUGAAAUCAAGUGAACACAGGAGACGAAACACUGAGGUAAAUUACCUGCAAAAAACAGGAGGCAGUACUGGCAGGUGCUAAAGUAGAAGGACAUGUAUUUCAGAGACUGAAAUUAACAUCAGACAACGCUUUUGAGAGAGCGCGAGAGAGAUGGACAAAGGGAGAGAGGGAAGAGAGAGGG
Conger conger (European conger) is the source of this 2863-nucleotide messenger RNA. RefSeq names its product E3 ubiquitin-protein ligase DTX4-like. Gene Ontology annotation, cellular component: nucleoplasm. The transcript is spliced from 9 exons. Gene Ontology annotation, molecular function: ubiquitin protein ligase activity; zinc ion binding. The record is from RefSeq and is a predicted model, not a curated record. Gene Ontology annotation, biological process: protein ubiquitination; Notch signaling pathway. Bases 446 to 2548 code for a protein of 700 amino acids. Lineage: Eukaryota; Metazoa; Chordata; Actinopteri; Anguilliformes; Congridae.